This is a messenger RNA of Jatropha curcas, 1286 nucleotides long. It is a transcript of the gene UNG, whose product is annotated as uracil dna glycosylase. The record is from RefSeq and is a predicted model, not a curated record. Gene Ontology annotation, biological process: base-excision repair, AP site formation via deaminated base removal; base-excision repair. Gene Ontology annotation, molecular function: uracil DNA N-glycosylase activity. Lineage: Eukaryota; Viridiplantae; Streptophyta; Magnoliopsida; Malpighiales; Euphorbiaceae.
GAGGGGGAAUCUAUUUAUAUGGCCUAAUCUUCGCACUUUGAUUUUUGGGGCAGUGGUUAGACUGUAAGUGCUGUAUAAGCCAGUGAAUGAGCGACCUCCCGCCAAAACCCGCCAAGAAGAAAGCAAUGGCGUCUGCAAAGACGCUUAGAGAUUUCUUACAACCUGCAAAGCGCAUAAAGGUAUCCUCCUCUGUCGAACCUUCAAACCCACUAAAUCAUCAAUUUAACCCAAUUCCUUCCAAAUCCAUCACCGAUUCUUCCUCCUCCGCCCUUACCGCCGUUCAACGAUCGCGUAUUGAGUUCAAUAAACUGCGUGCAAAGGCGAAGCGAAAUCUCAAUCUCUGUUUACAAUUAGUUUCCAAGUCCAAAAGCGAAGGUGUGGGUUAUGUGAAAUUGGAGAAACUACUAGUGGAGGAGACUUGGUUAGAAGCGCUUUCCGGGGAGCUCCAAAAGCCCUAUGCGAAGACUCUUUGUAAAUUUCUUGAAAAUGAGAUAUGCAAUGGCAGUGUACCCAUAUAUCCACCCCAACACUUGAUAUUCAAUGCUCUCAACUCCACCCCUUUUGACGGUGUCAAGGCUGUUAUCAUUGGACAGGAUCCUUACCAUGGUCCUGGUCAAGCAAUGGGCCUUUCAUUCUCUGUUCCUGAGGGAAUCAAACCGCCUUCAAGUCUUGUCAACAUUUUUAAGGAACUUAAACAAGAUCUUGGCUUUGCUAUACCCUCUCAUGGAAAUCUAGAACGAUGGGCUAUUCAGGGUGUUCUAUUGCUCAAUACUGUUCUUACAGUUAGGAGUCAUCAAGCAAACUCUCAUGCUAAAAAAGGAUGGGAACAAUUUACAGAUUCUGUUAUCAAAACAAUUUCACAGAAUAAAGAAGGAGUUGUUUUUCUCCUUUGGGGAAACUCUGCUCAAGAGAAAUCCAGGUUAAUUGAUGGAACAAAGCAUUACAUUCUGAAGGCAGCACAUCCUUCUGGUUUAUCUGCAAAUAGAGGGUACUUUGGUUGCAGGCAUUUCUCUCAGACAAACAAGCUUUUGGAGAAAAUGGGAAAUCUUCCAAUAGAUUGGCAACUAACUUCAUUGGACAAUUAACCACUGGUCUUCAUUUAUAGUAUGGGUCAUAUUUUGUGUAUGAAUGUUCUUGUAGGUCAAGUUUUUUUUGGGGCUGCACUUGCACUCAUUUUCUGGCAUUUGAGGUUGUUUGCCAUACGGUUCGGUUACGUUGUUAUUAGCCUUUAUUGCUAGGAAUUAAGAAAUUUCAUCCUUUGACAUAUAUUUUUGUGUUGCCUACUA